This is a messenger RNA of Pseudovirgaria hyperparasitica, 1863 nucleotides long. RefSeq names its product amidase. The transcript has 2 exons. The annotation marks the transcript as partial. NCBI's taxonomy places the organism in Eukaryota, Fungi, Ascomycota, Dothideomycetes, Acrospermales, Acrospermaceae. The record is from RefSeq and is a predicted model, not a curated record.
GUACUUCGGUAUUUAACAUCCGGAAUCUAUGGGACUCGGAUUAUCCUCCUCUUGUGCAUACGGAAUCGUCAAGACACCUUGGCUAUUCUGUAAGCAUUAUCAUUAUAACGAAAGCUUGGAAGACGACAUUAGUAGAUACGAUAUGGCAACUUGGGAAGCUAUUGGAGCGGCCAAGCGGCAAGCAGUUUUGGCUUCUAUCCCUGCUGAGUGGCAUAUCCCAGCGUCCAAAUUACCAUCCGAAUCGAUCCUCGAUGUAUCAAGCUUCGCCUCCGAUUCUGGUCUGUUCACUGCACGUGAACUGGAGAUCACAAGUCUCACUGCGGAAUCACUUCUUCAAAAGCUACUGACGCAAGAAUGGACAUCAGAAGAAAUAACACGAGCGAUCUGCAAACGUGCUGCUGCUGCCCAUCAGUUGACAAACUGCCUUUCAGAAGUUUUUUUCGAGGAAGCAAUUGCACGAGCAAAGAGCUUGGAUGAGACAUUCAGAGAAACGGGUAAACCAAUCGGUCCUCUUCAUGGCCUUCCAAUCUCUCUUAAGGACAACUUCAACCUAGUCGGUAAGGACAGUACUGUUGGAUUUGCUACGUUUGCAAACGACCCGGCGACAUACGAUAGUGUUCUGGUGGAGCUACUCCGUGACGCAGGCGCCGUGUUCUACGUGAAGACAAAUGUUCCUACUGCUAUGAUGAUUGCCGAAUCGGUGAAUAACGUUUUUGGCCGGACUGUGAAUCCGCUCAAUCGCAACUGCACAUCAGGUGGUUCUUCAGGGGGUGAGAGUGCUCUUAUUGCUUUCGGUGGUAGCGUUCUGGGUGUUGGAACCGAUAUCGGCGGCUCCCUUCGUAUUCCUGCCGCCUGUACCGGCAUAUACACCCUCCGCCCCUCCUUUGGUCGCUUCCCGACACUCAAAUGCCGCUCCGGUCUCACCGGCCAAGAAGCCGUUAACAGCGUCAACGGCCCCAUGUCGCGGUCCCUAUCCGACCUUGCACUUUUUGCCCGCACGGUCGUCUCCGCAUCCCCCUGGCUGUCCGACCCCAAAAUGCUGCCCAUUCCCUGGCGCUCGGUCACGCUUCCCACGACACUCAAGAUCGGCGUCCUCUGGCACGACGGCAUCAUCACACCCACACCACCCGUACAACGUGCUUUAAAGACCACAGUCGAGAAAUUGCGGAAAGCUGGGCACCAGAUCGUCGACUGGAAUCCUGCAUUACACAGCCCUUUGCUCUCCACACUAGGCAAAUUCUUCAUUGCCGACGGCGGCUCUACUGUGCGAUCCAUCCUCUCCCGCACAUCUGAGCCCUGGCGGCCCGAGAUGAGCGCAUACGAGCUUGCGCCGACGAUUAGUGUAGCCGAUAUGUGGGCUCUGCAGGCGGAGCGCACGACCCUCAUGAAGAAAUACUUGGACCAGUGGAAUGAGAGCGGAAUAGACUGCAUCCUGGCGCCGACGACGCCAUAUGCGAGUGUGCGGAAUGGAAUGUGGAGGCAUGUGGGAUAUACUGGCGUGUUCAAUGUUGUUGAUUAUGCGGCGACGAGUUUCCCCACGGGUGUGACAGCGGAUAAAGAGUUGGAUGCGGAAUAUGGCCCCGAAGUGGGUGUUCUGGGGGAGGAGGAUGGGAAGGUGCGGGAGACUUAUGAAGCCGGCCUUGUGCAUGGCUUGCCGGUGAGUUUGCAGCUUGUUGGGAGGAGGUUGGAGGAGGAGAAAGUGUUGGAGAUGACAGGGGCGGUUUUGAAGGCCCUGAAGUAGGGGGUAUUCUAGUCAAUUUCUUGUGCCAAUUGAAGAUAAGUGUAAGCUCAUCAGCUAGCUAUAUACUAUUUAUGUGCGUCUGGCACAGCGUCAAUACCAUAACCAAACCACCUCGAAGAACG